This is a messenger RNA of Eremomyces bilateralis CBS 781.70, 2473 nucleotides long. RefSeq names its product phosphoribosyl-aminoimidazole carboxylase. The transcript has a single exon. Gene Ontology annotation, biological process: 'de novo' IMP biosynthetic process. Gene Ontology annotation, molecular function: ATP binding; phosphoribosylaminoimidazole carboxylase activity; metal ion binding. Bases 340 to 2058 code for a protein of 572 amino acids. The record is from RefSeq and is a predicted model, not a curated record. NCBI's taxonomy places the organism in Eukaryota, Fungi, Ascomycota, Dothideomycetes, Eremomycetales, Eremomycetaceae.
GCUCGAAGGUUGAAAAGUUGUUUACUCGGCGACGGCCAAAUCCUGGAGAAUGAACCAAUCAUAUCGCCGGAUUCCCCUACCUUUGACCUCAACUCAGCAGAAACCUGAUGACGUGAAAAUUUCAUGAUAUGUGACAAACAAACGGUGGCAAUAACCACUCCAAGUCUAAGUGAUCCCAUUCAAGUGUGAAGGUACCCUUUUGUUAAUAGAGACACCUGGAAGGUCACGGUGGAUGAUAUUCGUCAUUGGAUCGCAAUUUACACCAGGACAUCUCACCAUCACUCAUUUGCGAUUGCCGUCUUCAGUGCUGGAGAAGCCCGAUAUCGCUCCACAGAAAAAAUGGACAAUCUCCCAAGAGUAGGAUUAUUAGGAGGAGGCCAACUGGGGCGGAUGCUCAUCGAAGAGUCAAACCGGCUCAAUAUCCCGAUCAGCGUGCUCGACGCCGAUCAAGCACCCGCAAAGCAAAUCCACGCGCACCCUAAAGCACUGCACGUGAAUGGAUCGUUCGCGGAAUCGGAAGCGGUGCGGAAGCUUGCGAGUAACUGCGAUAUCCUCACGGUUGAGAUUGAGCAUGUCGACACGACGAUUCUGGAAGAGGCGGCCAAUGCGGGCGUGAGGGUCGAGCCCAGCUGGAAGACGAUCCGAACGAUCCAGGACAAGUACGUGCAAAAGCAGUAUCUGGAGAGCCAUUUUAUCAAGACGGCAGCAGCGAGCCAGGUCGAUUUCAUUGCGGAUUUGGAGGCUGCGGGGGUGGAGCUGGGGUAUCCGAUGAUGCUCAAAGCAAGGAAGCAAGCGUACGAUGGGAAGGGGAAUUAUGUGGUCGAGUCAAGAGAUGACGUUCAUAAUGCCUUUGAGGCAUUAGGGAAGGUUAAAGGGGGCAUGUAUGCUGAGAAAUGGGCGGAUUUUAAGACGGAGCUCGCAGUCAUGGUCCUGAAGACAAAAGAUGGUGUCUUUGCGUAUCCGACAGUGGAGCUGAUAUCACAAGACAGCGUAUGCAAGCUCGUCUACGCCCCUGUUAGAGGCGUGUCAACGAAAGUUAAAGAGGCGGCUCAGAAACUUGCGAAAGAGGCCGUGGCGCCAUUCGAGGGAAAGGGGGUGUUUGGAGUCGAACUGUUCCUCCUCCAAGAUGACUCCCUCCUCGUGAACGAAAUUGCUCCUCGACCACAUAAUACCGGCCAUUACACGAUCGAGGCAUGUCCUAACUCCCAAUUCGCGGGCCACCUGCGAGCAAUCCUCGACCUACCCAUCCCUCCCGACAGCCUCAAGCAGACCCGACCGGCCAUCAUGCUAAACAUCCUCGGUGGAAAACACCCCGACAGCCACCAGCCGCUCCUUCUCAAGGCCCUCGCGAUCCCGAACGCAACGAUCCACAUGUACGGCAAAGGCGCGUCCAAACCCGGCCGCAAAAUCGGCCACGUCACCGUCACCGCGUCCACAAUGCGCGAAGCCGAAUCCGCCAUGGCCCCUCUCCUCGCCGAAUUCGACACCUUGCGCGCCGAGCGCUUCAACCUCCCCCCUCCCACCACCGCUCCCCCCGCUCCGUCACGCCACCCCGUCGUCAGUGUCACGGCAGGCUCGAUUUCCGACCAGACGGUGCUGGCAAACGUCUACACCGUGCUCGAGAAGCUCGGGAUCGCGUACGAAAAGAAGAUUACCUCGGCGCACCGCACACCGGAAUACAUGGCGACCUACGCGAAAGAGGCGUCGGCGCGGGGCGUCCGGGUGAUCAUCGCGGCGGCGGGCGGAGCGGCGCACCUGCCGGGGAUGGUGGCGGCGUUCAACAAGAGCAUUCCGGUGAUCGGGUUGCCGGUGAAGCCGAGCAAGAGCGAUGGGAUGGAUAGCUUGGUGAGCAUGACGAACAUGCCGCGGGGGGUGCCGGUGUUGACGGUGGGGAUUGAUAAUGGGGUGAAUGCGGCGCUGGGGGCGGGGAGGAUCGUGGGGUGUUGGGAUGAGGGAGUGAGGGAGCGGGUGGAGCGGUAUGCGGAAGAGGCGGCGGAGGAGAGCUUGGAGAAUGAUCGGAGGAUGGAGGGGGAGAAUGAGAAGAGGAAUGCGUUAUAGGGGGUGGUAUGGUGGACUAGUAGUUGUGACCUCGCUCAGGGGAAUCCGAAACUUAAGAAGUACCAAUUGCUUGGUGAUUACGCAAAGCCUACUAUACUGUCUAGGUGUCUCUCGAGACUUUAAAAAAACCUGUAAAUUAUCUCGAAUCAUACUGAAUAGAUACCAAUAUCUUGAAUGCUUUUCACCUGUCAGUAGGAGUCGAAUCCCCGUCCCAUUCACCUUGACUUGCUUGCAUCCGUGAUCAUCCAAACCUAAGGAAGCUGACACUGGAGAUCCUCUCUCAAUCACACUUCACUUCUUCGUUCUUUUCUCAAAUCACUUGAGAUAAAUACUUCUCCCGCCGGUAGACAUACUCUUCUCGCCUCGACUUGACAUCCUUCUCUUUGUGAUAGGACCAUCUACUCUCCAAUCUUAA